AUGGCCUCUCACGGCACGAACCGUCCCACUCCUAUCCGGAAGGACCGCCCCGAGGAUAGCGAAGAAAUGAGAUCUCAGGGUAACAUGUCCGAUCGUCUUACUGUUGAGGUCGACUGCUCUUCCCUGGGUUCCAACGAGUGUCCUUCUAUGAGCUCCAGCUUCUCGCCUCUGGACUCUCCCACCCCCACUCCCACAAGCAUUUACAGCCAGGGCUCCUUGGCCUCCCCUGGUUGGCACGAAGGAGGUGCUUACUCGACUCACGGAUACGAGCGUACCUCUGGGUCCACUCCAAUGCGUGCCCCAUUCCGCCUGGCAAGCAUGCCCUCGAAUGAAAGCAUGGGCUUGUCUUACGGCCAGAUGGAGUCUCAAGAGAGAAUGCCCAUGACUGAUUUCCUGCCGGGGUAUGAUGAGAACGUCGAGCAGUUCUGGAUCCCCCCGGAGGCCCCCAAGGGAUAUGACCAUGGCAACCCGUCUCUGCCAUAUCCUCCGGCCAUGCAUCAUUACGCGACCAUGCCCCGCGGGGGUUACCGCCACCAUCCCGCGCCUUAUCUGCCGGAAUCGGGAACCAACCCGUGUCUGUCGCGGUCCAUCUUUCACCAGCCGGAGCGGGUGCCCAGCUCAAUGCCCAUGGGCCAUAUGAUGCCCUGGAUCGCACCACCUGCCGACUCCAUUGCUCCCCAGACGAUUGCGCCGUCGCAGGUCGGCCCGGUCACCCCUCCGCCCUCGUAUACCGACUUCCCCAACUCGAUGAACACCUUCAAGACGCAUACUCCGACGACACCGGUUCGGUCAUGCUCCCUCGGCACGGCCUCUGGAACCGACACCCCGAUGAGCCGCCUGUCCGGUGGCGCCGGCGACUACAUGGAUGACUACCAGCAGUCGCCAGUGUACCGGGACGCCAUGCACCGUCCCCACCGCCAGCCAUCGCGAAAGAUGAUUCGCAAGCAAUCCUCGCGCCAGAACCUGUCCCUGGAGAAUCUGCCGUCCAUCAUCAAGCAGGUUCAGUUCAAGUGCAAGGAGCCUGGCUGCAAGGGGCGGUUCAAGCGUCAAGAACACCUGAAGCGCCACAUGAAAAGCCACUCGAAAGAGAAGCCUCACGUCUGCUGGGUGCCGGGCUGCCAUCGCGCCUUUUCCCGCAGUGACAACCUCAAUGCCCACUACACCAAGACCCACAGCAAGCGGGGUGGUCGCAAUCGCUACGUCGCGACCCUGGAUGAGACUAGUCCUGAUUAUGACCCCGAUUUCCGCGGUCAGCUCACGCCCGAUGGCCGGCCGAUCUACGGCUCCAAGCUGGAAGAUCCCAUGCCGGAGGCGCGCGAACUGAGCGUCGAUGCUUGGGAUGAGUAA
Molecule: messenger RNA, 1347 nt
Organism: Aspergillus terreus NIH2624
Lineage: Eukaryota; Fungi; Ascomycota; Eurotiomycetes; Eurotiales; Aspergillaceae
Gene: brlA
Product: C2H2 type transcription factor BrlA
Exons: 2
Coding region: 1-1347 (448 amino acids)
Biological process (GO): regulation of transcription by RNA polymerase II
Cellular component (GO): PcG protein complex; transcription regulator complex
Molecular function (GO): RNA polymerase II cis-regulatory region sequence-specific DNA binding; DNA-binding transcription factor activity, RNA polymerase II-specific
Source: RefSeq, a predicted model, not a curated record